GCCAACUCACUAGUCGACGUCGAACGAUUACAACGCGUACAGGUCUGCAUUCCGUACCAGCACCGCCACCACGUCGCUCGCAACAUCUCACAUUACUAUGAAACUGUUUUAACACAACUCGCAAGUCGCAGUACGAUGACGGACCACCUAUCACCCCCGGGUGCACGCACGCUCCAUUGUUUCAUAAAGAGGAAAGCGAAGGACGCCGCGUGCAUCUCAAUUAACGAAGAGAGUUUUGGCGGCAAGUGAAUACCAAACCGAUACCACUCGACGGCCGGACGCAAGGACGCGACCAUCUGCAUCGUGACCGAUGACAUAGGGAACAUUCGCCGCGGAUUAAGGAGGACAAAUUUCAUGGAAUAGUGUUUGUUAUGCGCGACCGUUGCCGAAAGUUAGCGAAAUUUUUUGGCAAGAACGCAACGAGACUAACGGGUGCACCGUGCAGCUGUAAUCAGCCGAUACAUCGUGUGAUGAUCGUCUGCGAAGGACGUUCUGAGUGAUAAACAGUGAUAUCUUUUAACUAUACGCGCUUGUGCUUCUUGUUUUUUGUCUUUAGUUUAUAAAACUGAUGGCAAUGGAGAGAAUACCUCGCGUAUUACUUAGUAUAGCACUAGCUGCACUUCUGCCAAUGGCUUCACCAAAUAUCCGGGAGGAACAAGCCAGAGAAAAUAUACCUCAUUCUAGACAGAAGAGGAUACUAUGGAUCACGAACGAUGGGCGUUUGGCGUUACCCCCAGGAACGACAAUGACGAUAACACCUUCGAUAUCUAUGCCCUUUGUAAGGCAUCCGCCCAAGGGGUUCCUUUCGAAUAUGACUAUAAGCUUCCCAUUUACAAUUGAUUUCGAUAAAUUGGGUUUGACUGACAACGAGAAUCCUUACGGUGACCUGCCGCCGAUCUUCGCGAGGUCCAUGGGCAGAACUGCUGCUUCUGUUAUGGCGGACUAUGUAGGACAGUACCUAGAGCAUAGACGAGGAAAGAGGUCUACAGACACACAGAUACCCCCUGAAGCUGAGAAGGUUAUUCUAGACAAAUUUCACGGAGGUGAAAGAGCGCUUAUGUACGGAAUUGCGGAAGAUCUACUAGCUAAUUUCGGAUUAGAUGGGAAAGAGUGUCUACUGAGAGCGAUUUGCGAGGUGCAUGCCCAUCCUUUGCAUAAUUUUGGCUUCCUUGGUGAAGUUAUGAAGUUGUUCUUCAGCCCAAGUAAAUCACCGUAUGCUACUCUUCUUGACGAGUAUGUGAAAGCCCAGCAAGCAGGAGAGUCAGGGGGUGAAUGCUGGCCUUACUAUAGACUAUGUCCAAAGAGCAUUUUCCAAUCAACGCAGAACAAAUAUGCGGAAGACGCAGAGCUCUUACAUAGGAGAGAACACGAUAAUAUCGAAGAGAAUAAAAUAGAAAUAGAUAACCUAAAAGCUAUGUAACUAAGAUAAUCAAAAUGUCCCAAAUGUAGAGGUAGUGUCCAACCAAAGCUAUAAGAAAAUUUAGUCUUUACAAAAAUUGUAAUUAUUGCACUAAUCCCUUCUAGAUUCACAAUAACAAUAUUCCUAGAACGCCGAAAAUCUAUUUCAAAUCAAUUUCAAACAAAAAAGCAAAAUAUUCAUUGUUCGUGAAUUAUUACAGUCAUUACAUAAAUAGGAAAGUUAUUACUGAGUUGGUAAGGAUUUCCGCAUGAAACAAAAAGUAAUUUAACGACUAUACAUAACGUUUUCUUUUCAUUAAUUGGCAAUCGUCUGUGUCAUCUUUUAACUAUAGUUAAAUUUAAUAAUGAAGUGUUAAAUAUAUUAAUUAGUUUAAUAAAAAUAUGUUCCAUAUAAUUUUAGAUUUAAUUUUAUGUUACGAGCCAGUCAAUCGAGUACAAUAUGUAUGCACAAUGAAGGUACGGCAUUUUUAGUUAUUUUCGUGAAUCUAGAAAUUAGUGAUGUGAAAUUAAAGCGUUCAUAAGCAUUUUACUUAUAAGAUUAUAUGACCAAUGCGGUAGAUGCGUGAAUAAUGCCGAGAAGGGCAUUUGUUUGGUCUUAGAGAUUGGUUGUUUGGGAAGAAAAUGUGGAAUACAAUUUAUAAAAUAUUUUAACCCAGUGCAGUUUGUUUUUUACGAUUAAAAUGUAAAUGUAUGUGGUUUUCCAAUUACUUUGACUUCUACUUUUAUUGGAUCCUAAUAUUUAAGUUUUUAUAUUUAAAAAUCAGUCAAAAUCUCAGUAUGAAAAUGUUUAUGAAUCUUACUAUAAGUGCCAUUUAAAAGUUAAGGUACAUUCCUCUAUAGUAGACUAAAUUAUUUUACUUAAUUAAUAAUUAAUUAGUGGUUUAAAUAAAUAUAAUUUUUACAAUACUGUUCUCUAAACUAUCACCAUUAUGUUAUAAAUAACGGAAUAAUGUGAUAAAAAAUCCUGACAAAUAUUAGUUAAAAUUAUUUUUAUAAUAUAUCUUUGUAUUACUAAGUGUCGUAGGUAUGAAAACGUUUAAUUUAUUGUUAUUUACUAUAUAUCAUAAGUUAUUUACAAGAUAUAUUAAAGAGUUUACGAUAU
Zerene cesonia (dogface butterfly) is the source of this 2521-nucleotide messenger RNA. RefSeq lists its product as uncharacterized. The record is from RefSeq and is a predicted model, not a curated record. Bases 569 to 1420 code for a protein of 283 amino acids. NCBI's taxonomy places the organism in Eukaryota, Metazoa, Arthropoda, Insecta, Lepidoptera, Pieridae. The transcript is spliced from 6 exons.